Centropristis striata (black sea bass) is the source of this 982-nucleotide messenger RNA. Its product is annotated as guanylyl cyclase-activating protein 2-like. Gene Ontology annotation, molecular function: calcium ion binding; calcium sensitive guanylate cyclase activator activity. Gene Ontology annotation, cellular component: cone photoreceptor outer segment; photoreceptor inner segment. The coding region runs from base 1 to 585 and encodes 194 amino acids. The transcript is spliced from 4 exons. Gene Ontology annotation, biological process: visual perception. The record is from RefSeq and is a predicted model, not a curated record. NCBI's taxonomy places the organism in Eukaryota, Metazoa, Chordata, Actinopteri, Perciformes, Serranidae.
AUGGGGCAGACUCAGCAGACGGAGAAAAAUGAUGAGAUUGAUGUCAAAGGAAUUCAGCAAAUGUAUAAAAAGUUUGUAGAUGAAUGUCCAAGUGGACUUCUUUUCCUGCACGAGUUCAAGCGUUUCUUUGGUGUGGACCCAACAGGAGAAGCAUCGGAUUAUGCGGAGAACAUGUUUCGAGCUUUUGACAGAAAUGGGGACAAUACAAUAGAUUUCCUUGAGUUUGUGGCGGCACUGAACCUCGUUUUCCGGGGAGACCUGGAGCAUAAACUACGUUGGUCCUUCAAGGUGUAUGACAAAGACAGCAACGGCUAUGUGGACAGGGACGAACUACACUCAAUAAUUGAUAGCCUCUUUCGGAUAAAGAAAGGCACAAAGACAGAUGUGAGUGAUUCACAGCUGACAGUAGAUGAAGUUGUGGAUCGAAUAUUACAAGCUGUGGACAGUGAUGGAGAUGGUCAGAUUAACUUGCAGGAGUUCGUUAGAGGUGCACAGCAGGACCCCUGGGUGCUCAACAUGUUGAAGCUGGACAUGAACCCUGCUGGCUGGGUGCUGGAGCAGAGGAGACGGAGUGCACACUUCUGAAAUGUCAAGAACAUGGGCCUUUCUACAGCACACAACCAGGACUAAAAUCCAUGAUUAGAAUUACACAAAAUGUGUUAAAACAUUUGUUGAUAUUCAAAGGGCUGAGGAAGUUGUUCCGAACUGGACCUCAUUUGGCUUUCAGUAACUUUACUGUUCCUUUAUGAACAGUAGCAUCUGAAGUAUCUGUGGGACUGUAACAAACAGUAUAAAAACAGAGAAAACAUGUAUAAUUGCCCCAUUUUCCUUUGUAAACAUUCUCUGAAUACAUCAGAAUGUGCAUUUCUGAAAGAAAAUGCGUUUACGAGCUGAAAGCUGGUCGCUGCUGCAAAAAAAAACAUUUAGCACCAGUUUCAUAAGACCUGAAACAAGUGCAUGCAUAUAUAUGUAUAUAAUGUAU